Cherax quadricarinatus is the source of this 859-nucleotide messenger RNA. The record is from RefSeq and is a predicted model, not a curated record. Lineage: Eukaryota; Metazoa; Arthropoda; Malacostraca; Decapoda; Parastacidae.
AUGACAGUCAGAUCCAGACAGGUUGAGAAAGAUGGUAAGCCUAUCUGAACCAUUGUCCCGGUUCACCUAACUGUAAAUUGGUACCUGGGCGAGACACUCUUUACACCUGUUGUCCCUGUUCACCUAGCACACAUGUGACACAAGAAACACAAUGUUGUCUGAGGCACAACAGAAAUAAUGCAACACAAACUGCAACUAUACGAGGAAAACAAUUUUGGUUUGCUGUGAGGGAAGCGAGUGCCAGUUACAUCAUUGCUGAAGAUUAGUUCCAGUGUGACAGCACCAGGAAGGCUGCCAUGGGUGCCAUUAUUAACAAACCUGGCACAGCAAGGAACAGUAUGACUGAGGAUGAGCCAGGAGCAGAGAGUGCCAGUGGUAGUGCUAGUGGAUCACCCACAUCCAGCUCACUGGUGGCACUGGCCACUCAGGCAUUCCUCGAGUUAGGAGCACCCUCUUUCAUCCACGUCAACCUGGACGCUGUCGUCAACAACAUAAACGUCCUAAAGUCCCUCUCAGGACCCAAUACUGAUAUUACGUGGCAGAUGUGUACGAAGGCAGGUUUCUCCAUCAGGUAUUAUGGGCGUGGUGAAGGGAGGAGCAUACGGUUCCGGUCUGAUGAAGGUGGUCGAUGUUCUUCUUCAGGAGGGUGUCCAGGAGCUAGCUGUAGCCACCGUGGCUGAGGGAGUCUACCUCAGGAAACACGGUGUUAACGUUCCCAUCACUAUCCUGGGUAACUUGCUGGCGUGUGAGGUAGAGGCUGUGACCUCACACACUCUCACACCUUCCAUCAGUUGGGCUACAGCUCUCGUCUCUCAACCCAAACAUAAACUGCUCUACCCGGUCAGUGAGGCUCUACCUG